Molecule: messenger RNA, 6080 nt
Organism: Trichobilharzia szidati
Lineage: Eukaryota; Metazoa; Platyhelminthes; Trematoda; Strigeidida; Schistosomatidae
Source: the annotation of a GenBank genome assembly
CGGCCUUUUCGCAAGGAGUAAAAUACAAAAUAUCAAAAUAAUCAACAUAAUUUUCAAAAAACAAACAAACUCGUAUUGUCUAAUUCAAAAGUCAACGGGUCAACACAGCCCAUAUUUUAUUUUAAAUGGAAUUUAUAUCAAAACCGGUUAUUUCAUGUGCUGGCGAUGAAAAUCUUUUACCCUUUUUUGAAAGUCAUUGUUUAGGCACUUUAGCCAGUCAUCAAGUAACAUGGAAGCAUCCAAAACUGUCAAUUUCACAUUCUGUUCGCCUGGAAGCCUGUUUUACACGAUUUCGUGUUGAUCAGUUACAGUCAAAUGUAAAAGUUUUGUCAAGUGGACGACCUGUUCGACCUGUUGGCACUUUUCAACCGCUAUUGUAUAUUUAUGUUGUAUCAAGUAAUGUCACCCAGUAUACUUCACAAGGCGGAAGAAAUGCUGUCGGCAGUUGGUUGGGUCAUCUGCGUGCACGAAAUGUAUUCGACUGGUUAAUUAUCAUGGUGAAUUCUGAUCCACAGUAUAAUACUCCAAAAAUAUUACAAAAAUCAAAUGUAUUGGAUAAAAUUAAAAGUGAUUUCAAUGUUCGUACAGGAGAUCGACAAUUUCUUGAAGUUCCUGCACCAAAUUCAGUUGAAGAGAGACUAUUCAAUGAGUCGUGGAAUCAGUUGACAUAUCUUAUUCGUAAAGCGAUCAUUGCAGCGUGUAUGUCAAUUAUCGUGGAUUAUGAUGUUCACUUGCAUAUGCUGGCUGAUUCACGUACAAGUUUCACUUGGGAUUAUUUCGAGUAUUUAGAUAGGAAAGAAGAACUAGCUCAUAUGUACUUAUUCCUAGGAGGACAUGAACAUGCCUUACAUGAAUACUAUGAAGCAACUGAAUUACUUUCUAAUUGUAUUCAAACUUCAAUAGAUCAGGGAACUAGUCGUCCUCAAUGGUUGAAUCGAUUAGCACAACUUUCAUCCUCUGAUGAUGCCUCCUAUUAUAUCUGUGAUUAUUCCCUGGAUGUGACAAAUACAGAAGCUAAACCAACUAGUCGUUUAAAAGAUCGUAGCGCUACAUUAUUUGAAUUGAAAAAUUAUCUACUAUCACGACAAGCAUCUAUUUUAUGUAUAUGUGAUAAAUUAUAUGAAUUCCCUGCGCAUACUCAUCGGGUGAUUUGUUCUACACUGAAUGAGAUGGACAUAUUAAAGAUUCGUAUAGAUCCUUUAUAUCGUGCCGUCUGGAUUCUAUGCAUCUGUUUAAAUACCCUAACAAAUAUUCGCUUAGAUUCAAAUCGUUCAAUCGAUGAUAUUAAUAAAUCAAUCAUUGAAGUAUUAGAUACAGCCUAUUCAUGUAAUCAUAUCCUAGAGAAUAUCAGUUCAAGUCGAAUUACACGGAAAUCCCUGGUCAAUAAUCAGUCAAUGUUGACACCACCAGCAGCGAUAGCGACAGCCACGGCGACAACAACAUCAACAUCACAGAAUAUUUUUCUCGAUGCUAGAAAAGACUCCAGUCCUACAGUCUGGUAUAUGAGUCAUAUAGUAGAUAAGAUCUAUACACAUUUGAAUUCUCAACAAAAUCAAAUGCUGUUAGCAAGAAAAUCUCCGCCAAUUUUAAUGACACAGCAUAGUACUAGUGGUAAUAGCUCUAUGCUGACAGAUACACCAUUGAAAUUCAUCUCUAAGCAUAAAUCCUCAUUGAACACUAAUACUAAUACAAAUACUAAUAACAGUAAUAAUACUAAUAGUAAUAGUAACAAAAAUGACAAAGAUGAGAAGGACACUUCUUACUGGACCCAGAGUUAUGCAGUUGAAUUAUGGUUGUAUGUUUUUAAUUAUUUAAAACAAAUUGGACAAAUGACUGGUCUUUGGUGUAGCAGUAGUAGUAGUAGUAGUAUCAAGUCCAGUUCACCAAUUCAUCGUAAAAAACGUGCACUACUGAAUUCAGUAGUCAGUGGAAAUUUGAAGAAAAAUAACAACAACAACAAGGAGAAGGCGAAUCAAUCAGUUGUCGAUUCUUCUGUAAAUGAUCGAAGCGAUGGAGACGAAGAAGAAGAAAAGGUUGUUGAUCCACAAGAGAUGUCCGAUGCUGGAGCAGGAGGGGGAGGAGGACGGCCUGAGAGGUUUUCCUGUCAAGACAAUUCUCUCCUCUUGGCUCAUAAUCAUGUGACUGCAUUGUUUAAUUCAUCAGUGAUGUAUUCACAGAUUUUUAUUGCAACUGGACAAACAUUAGUCGGUUUCUUGAAAUUGAUACAUAAUCCUAAACGAGCGUAUGAAAUAGUCUUUGAUUUGGCUGAUUAUUUAUUUUCACAAGAAGCCUAUGAUUCUGCAUCAUGGUUAUACGAGUCAAUAAUCAACUUUUAUGAUGAACCUUUAUGGUUGGGUUUAAUAACUAGUGCACGUAUAUGCUUAGCCUGGUGUUUACACUUAUUAUGCAUUGGAAAAGAAUAUAGAAAUAAAGAUAGUUGUGAAAUUGCUCAAAAAUAUAUUCAAAUCUGUUUCACCCUGUCUGGUACACGUCAACCCAUUCUACGCAAUGCUGUUGAUCAUGUUUAUCGUAAAGUUUAUUUUUGGUAUCAAACAUCCAAUCUGACGGAUAUUCUACGCAUACCCACAUAUAGUGAUGCAAUUGAUCCGCAUUAUUGGUGGAUACAAGCUGUUGAAUUUCAUAAUUCAUUAUUAUCCUUCAAUCAAUCGAUUAUUACAAAUCCUUAUGAUAUGUCUGCACUGUUUCGUUUAAAGCUACUUGAAUUAGAUGGUGUAUGUGAUUGUGGUUAUGAAUUAAUCUCUGCUGAGAUUGAGUCGAAUUCAGAGCGAAAUUUUCAAGUCUCUGUCCAAAUUAUUGGCUCAGAACCAUCCUAUGUCGAUUGGCAAACAUUAUUAAAUCCCAAUGAUUUCCUGCCAUAUCAUGUCAUGAAUACACACAAUUCACCAUCAUCAUCAUCAUUAUUAUUAUCAUCACAAUCUGAUUCACAAUUGCAUUUAGUUAAUUUAGCUAAUCUUCCAUCACUUUCUGUUGUAAACAGUAUAGAUGGGACAAAUACUGGUGGUGCUGCUGCAGCUGCUGCUAAUAAUAAUAAUACUACUAACAACAAUAAUAAUAGUAGUAGUAUUAUUCAGAGACAUGUACGCAGUCAACUAUCUAUUCCAUCAAGUACUGGUGUUGGUAUUGGUGGUAGCCAAUUGGAUUUAGAACAAAUGAUGAAUAAGUACUUGCUACUACCGACACCACCAGUAGCAACUGUUUCCACUUGUCGAAGUUAUUCCAAUAUACCAGAUAGUUCAAAAGACUACAAGUAUGCUGCUGCUAGUAGUGGUCAUAGUAAUCAAGUGAUGAAUCCUAUCGGUGUGCUGGUGAAUAAUCGACCACGUGUUGAUUCACGAUUAGGUUCAUUGUUGAAUGUAGCUGCAUCGUUAGCCAGUAGACCGGCGUGGAAAUCUCAAGAUGUAUUAAAUGAUGAAACGAAUGCCUCCAAUUCAUCUACUACUCAGCAUAAACAAUCAGUACAUUUAAGAAAUAAAGGUAGAUUUAAUCGAAUUCCUUCAGAUGGAUACAUUGAACCAAAUGGGAAUGGAACUCCACGAAUUAUGCGACAAUAUUCACUUCGUCCAACAAGAAAAAGAUCAUUCACUGUGAAUGGAAAACAGGAUAUUUUCGGUAAUGAGAUAACUGGAUCAAAUACUACUUCUAAUACAAAACCACUUUUCAUUCUACGACAUGAAUCUGUUGUGACUAUCAGGCCUGGAAUAAACAAGUUACUGUUCGUAUGUAAUGUGCCAGGAUUUUAUAUACCUGAACAAAUAUCUAUUAUCUGUUAUGAUAAUGAUGAUACACAUACUACUGAAGUCAAUUUUGCCUCAGAUAUUGACGGGGAUGUCUAUGGACCGAAUUGGCGUAAUGUUGAAUUAAUGCAAACAUUAUUACCUAAACCGGAAAUUGCUUUAUCAUCCAGUAAUGGGGAUAAACCGUAUCCAGUUGUCUUCGGAACAUGUCAACCGAUCCCGAUACGAUUAAGAUUAGGCAAACUGGGUUUACCACAAGAUUGCAAGCUGAGCACAAAAUUAUAUCGUAUUCACCAUUCAUCGAAUAAACGUUAUAAUAAUAAUAAAAAUGAUACAAAAGCUAAGCACACCUCUGUCUCGCACAAGUCGUCCACAUCCAUAGUGAUCACUACUCCUACGCAUGACAAUGAUGAAAAUGAUAUUCCUGCCAGUAGUGUUCCUAUGACAUCUAUUGCAAAUGACUACACUUUGGUGUCGAAUACAUUUGACCAGCAUGAAGAGAGCAGUGCUCAUCAAACAGCUGACAGUAAUAAUAAUAAUUUUAUGAAUUAUACCCUACCACAUCAAUUUAUCCUAGAAGAUGGACCAGUAGACUUUAUUCAAGAGUACAACAAUUCAACAGCAUACAAUAAUCCUACCACUACUACUACUACUACUUCGUGUAAAAUUAAUCAUCCUGUACCGGCAUUUCCACCUGGAUGUUGUUUACAGCUAAGCAGACCGUUAAACUUAUCUGCUGUUUCAUGUAAUGAUCAAUUUGCUCUUUCAAUGCCCAGUGGACAUUAUUGUAUUUUACCAGUGAAUAUUAUCAAACCAUUGGCAUUCAGAUUGAAUAUGUUCCCUCUACUUAAAUCAUACAUUAUAUUUAGCCUGCAUAUCGCUUGUGUAGACACAGAUCCCGACUGUAUUAUCCCACCCGAGUUAUACUGUAGUCUUGAAAGACCAUGUCGAGAACCAGUCACAUUUGAAUUAUCAAAUAUGAGAUUUUCUCUAUCCGCUUGUAAACCUUCUCCUACUACUCCUGCUCCUGCUCCCUCAUCUCAACAUAAACGUCCAGCUCUGCGUAGUUCUUCAACUGGCAAUCAACAGCUAAAACCUCAACAUCGAAAUUUGUCAAAAACACGUAGUUCACCUGCAGCUGAUGAAGGUGUACAACUUGCUGAGGAGCGUACUACUACUAGUACGCAUAAAAAUGAUUUCUUGAAAACAGGAUCUGUUGAUAAAUUGUAUGAAAGUAAUGAAGAUAAGCCUAUUGAAUCGUUAAAUGGUGAUAUUCUAGACAAUAAACUUACUAAAGCUUAUGUCAAUCAUUUGACACCAUUUUCAAUCCCUUGGCGUUUUAAACAAUUAGAGUAUAAUCAGUUUAUGAAAGUGUGUAAGGAGGCCCAGUAUCAACCGAUUGGUCGUUUCGAGUGUACAAUGAAUCGUAUUGGUGGCACAAAAAUUAAUCAACAAAUUCGAGUGGAUUGUGCUCUUCAACAAAAAAUUUAAUUCAGUUUCUUUCUCAAAAAAAUAUCAUGAGUUCAAUGAUGGUAUCUCAUGCUAUUCCGCCAAAAGAUGAUCAAUUCCAGGAAUCCAAAGUCCUUCAAAAUGACGAUGGUGUAAUAUUAGUUGCUCAACGUUAAUUAUUCUACUUUCCAUAAUUAUUAUUGUUGUUUAUUUUUGCACUUGUUACUUUUUCUAUUAAAUGUAUAUUUUUUUAAAUCUCACUAACCAUACUACUUAUUAUAAAGGAUAAACUACUUAAAUGUGUGUAUCGUCAUUACUGAAGGCAUUCAUUUCUAACUUGCCUAACUAAAAAGAAUUACACAUCAUAACAUAUACACAUAUCUGUGAUAUCAAAUUUGCCCUUAUUGGUACGAAACCGAUUUUGUUUUUGUUAUUUUCUUUUUUUUAACUGAACCAAAAUCAUGAUUACACCAUCAGCACCAUUCCACUUUCGAUAUUAUUAUUAUUAAUAAAAGCAAUACAAUAACCCUUCAUUUUUCAAAGUACACACAGCAUUAUCUACAAAACACUACUACUCUCAGUAGUGUGUGUACUCUGAUGUCUGUGAAGCGCUCUCUCAGGAAUAUAUAACUCUAACCAAUUCUUCACAAAUAAUCAUCCCAUAUAUACAUACCUCUAAGGAAACUCUACACACAUAUCACAACUUUUCAUUGCUCUAUAUAUGAUGAUUGUAACUGUUUUGCUCAAUACUAACCAGUAAUAAUGAUGAUAAAUAUGCUAACUUUUGCAGCUGUUCUUUCAUAUUCGUGAUCAUCAUCAAUCCUACUUUCCAUUUUGUUUGCGUUCCGAGUGAAACAUGCUUGAGCUUUGUAGAGG